Messenger RNA from Phragmites australis (common reed), 312 nucleotides. RefSeq names its product 17.8 kDa heat shock protein-like. Lineage: Eukaryota; Viridiplantae; Streptophyta; Magnoliopsida; Poales; Poaceae. The transcript is spliced from 2 exons. The record is from RefSeq and is a predicted model, not a curated record. The coding region runs from base 1 to 312 and encodes 103 amino acids.
AUGUCGUUGGCGCUGUCUCGCACGCUGCUCGACAGGUUCUUCCCCGACGAUGGAGUGGCCGUCGAGCUGGUGGACGGCCUGAUCCUGCGCGAACGCGGCCGCAAACAGGAGUACGACGCCAAGGACGGCGCGGCGGGUCACGAGGAGCAGGAGGACCGCGACGGCGCCGUGAGGUGGCACUGCAGGGAGAGGCCCGGCAGGCGGGCGUUGGCGACGCAGUUAAGAAGCGGCAGCACGGCGGCAACAAGCCAGUGUGCUGCAGGUUCUGGCCCUGACGCGACGCGACGCGACGAGGCCGACCGCCAGACGUGA